Molecule: messenger RNA, 1116 nt
Organism: Prunus mume (Japanese apricot)
Lineage: Eukaryota; Viridiplantae; Streptophyta; Magnoliopsida; Rosales; Rosaceae
Source: RefSeq, a predicted model, not a curated record
AUGGAUGAUGAUCUCAAAGUAGGAGGGUCUCUCUUAUCACUUGAAGGUGCCCGUGAGAAUCCCGUUGUUGGUUAUGAGCGAUCGCCUGAAGCUGCUCCCAUAAUUGAACCUGCCUCCAUAUCGAGAGCACAGGUCCUGGAUGCCGUCUUCCUCUCCAAAUUGUGGUAUAUCCAUAUUGAAGCAAAAAUGCUUUGUCAUGUGGUCCGAAGAUGGAGCACUGCUACUCAUACCUUUGUAUGUUCAUGGGGAGAAUUUACCCCUACCCUUGAUGACGUGGCAAAUAUCUCUCGCCUCCCAGUCUGUGGCGACCGGAGUCCGUUUGACAUUGCUCCCACCCCGAAAGAGGUAGACAAACUUGCAGUUCUACGGAGAGGUGCUCCUACUUCUCUCAGCACCUCGCUUCAGUUUAGUAACUGGAUACAAUAUUUCGGUGAUGCAAACAGACGAGAACAUUGCCGGUUGGCUGCAUUUAUAGCACUGAAGCUUGGGCGAUUCGUGCUUUGUGACUUUUCACAUGAUUGCUUGCAUGAGCAUGUGUUCUCCUUGGCUUUGGCCAUAGCUCGAGGUGACACAAUUCCCCUAGCCCCCAUGUUCUUGGGACAUCUAUACCGGCUGCUCAAUCAAACUCAGCUUUUGGAGAAAAGUACUUCCGGAACCAUGGGUAUGGAGACCCUCUUGAAUUCUGGUUUCUUGCAGGUGUUUUUAUGGGAACUUCUUAAAGGGUUGGAUGUACAUUCACUCCCUCACUCGCAUGCUAUGAAGCUGGCCGAUUGGGGCAAGGGUUCUUAUAUGCUGGAAAGUAUUCCCUUAGUCUGCAGAUGGUUUAAGAGAAUGCAGAGGAAAGGCCAGAACUUCUUAAAGCUGUUAGAUAAGGUUGAGAACUUUGUCUUCCGUCCUUAUGGCACCUCGGCAGAGACCUUCACCUUUGUGCCCUUUUAUGCUGAUGUUAGUGAUACUGUUGAGGUUUUAGUAGCCAUGUCACAAGGUGGCCAGUUCAGAAAGUAUGCCUUGUUGAACGUUACUCCUAUCCCGUUGCCUACUCUUGGAGACAGCCGCUUAGAAAUUUAUGUACCUUAUGCACCUCAUCAGGUUAGGCAACAGUUUGGGCUUGAUUAA